Messenger RNA from Arxiozyma heterogenica, 1410 nucleotides. It is a transcript of the gene GPA1, whose product is annotated as guanine nucleotide-binding protein subunit alpha. Gene Ontology annotation, biological process: G protein-coupled receptor signaling pathway. Gene Ontology annotation, cellular component: heterotrimeric G-protein complex. NCBI's taxonomy places the organism in Eukaryota, Fungi, Ascomycota, Saccharomycetes, Saccharomycetales, Saccharomycetaceae. The coding region runs from base 1 to 1410 and encodes 469 amino acids. Gene Ontology annotation, molecular function: GTP binding; G protein-coupled receptor binding; G-protein beta/gamma-subunit complex binding. The transcript has a single exon. The record is from RefSeq and is a predicted model, not a curated record.
AUGGGAUGUAUAGCAAGUACAUCAAAUAAUGAAUUUGGUCAAGAGGAAAAUGACCCAUUUCUCCAAUUCAAAAAAGCAAACGAUGCAAUUGAACAAGAAUUAUAUCUGGAGAAACAAAGAAAAAAAAAUGAAAUUAAACUGUUACUACUGGGUGCUGGGGAGUCUGGUAAAUCUACAGUAUUAAAACAAUUAAAGCUCUUACAUCAAGGUGGGUUCACACAUAGGGAACGAAGACAAUACAGUCAGGUUAUCUGGGCUGAUGCCAUUGAAUCCAUGAAAAUUCUUAUAAUUCAGGCAAGAAAAUUGAAUAUUCCGUUAGAUUGCGAUGACCCAGAGAAAAAUGAAGAUUUGUUUAAGGCUAAGACUGUUAUAUUGAAUACCAAUACGUUACAACUAAUUGAUGCAAAUUUGGCGGGUGGCUCUAAUUUUCUAAAUGAUUAUGUACUUAAGUAUUCUGAAAGGUUUGAAACAAAACGAAGGAUUCAAUCAACAGGGAAAGUACAAACAUUUGAUAUAAAUCCCUCAUCAGAUGGUGUUGAUGUGAUAGAUGUAAACGAAAUUAACGAAACUUUAUCAAAGGACAAUAAUUUGGAUUCAAAUAAUGGAUUGAUUAUUGGAAGUUUACAAAGCAUUAAUAAUAGUAAUAAUAAUAAUAAUAUCAGGUCAAACUCUUCAAAAAAUUUGGAACCAAAAGUUUAUACGAAUGAGGAUAUAGCAAAUGCUAUUGCUAAAUUAUGGAAAAAUGAUAAGGGGAUUAAACAAUGUUUCAAUCGCUCUAAUGAAUUUCAACUUGAAUCCUCUGCUGCAUACUAUUUCGAUAAUAUUAUAAAAUUUGCUGCCAAGGAUUAUACAUGUUCGGAUACAGAUAUUUUGAUGGGUAGAAUAAAGACCACAGGUAUCACGGAAAAUUUAUUCAACAUAGGUUCAACAAAAUUUAAAGUGUUAGAUGCAGGUGGCCAACGUUCUGAGAGAAAAAAAUGGAUACAUAGUUUUCAAAAUAUUACUGCGGUAAUAUUUGUUCUAGCAACAAGUGAAUACGAUCAAAUGUUGUUUGAAGAUGAAAGAGUAAACAGAAUGCAUGAGUCAAUUAUGUUAUUUGACACUUUGUUAAAUUCAAAGUGGUUUCGAAACGUUCCAUUCAUCUUAUUUUUAAAUAAAAUAGAUUUAUUUGAACAAAAAGUGAAACGUGCUCCAAUAAGAAAAUAUUUCCCAGAUUAUCAAGGUCGUAUGGGUGAUGCAGAAACAGGUUUACAAUAUUUUGAAAAGCUCUUCUUAAGUCUGAAUUGUUCUAAUAAGCCGAUAUAUGUUAAGAGAACCUGUGCUACAGAUUCUCAAACAAUGAAAUUCGUUUUAAGUGCAGUGACUGAUAUGAUUAUUCAACAAAAUAUGAAGAGAAGCGGGUUACUAUGA